ACUGUCGGCGCUGUCUGUGAUGUGAACAGUCAAACCAUAAUGGCGACUGCUGGGACAGCAGACUCGGGAUCGACAGCCCCGACAGAUAUUAGGACUCAGUUCUGGAGGAGAGCGUUACAGCGAGGGACCAGUGGCAUCCGAAAAAUGGCCCCUGCAGAGAUGCCUGGCUCUUCAGGCACAACCCAGAGUAUGAAGAAGACCAUUGGACACCGGGGGGUUGAGACUACCACAGGAGAGACCACCUAUAAAAAGACCACGUCAUCUGCCCUAAAAGGUGCCAUCCAGUUGGGCAUCACUCACACAGUUGGCAGCUUAAGCCAAAAGGCAGAAAGGGAUGUUCUCAUGCAGGACUUUGUGGUGGUCGAAAGCAUCUUCUUCCCCAGUGAAGGCAGUAACCUGACUCCCGCUCAUCACUACAGUGACUUUCGCUUUAAGACCUACGCUCCUAUUGCCUUCCGUUACUUCAGGGAACUCUUUGGCAUUCGGCCAGAUGACUACCUGUAUUCUCUGUGUAACGAGCCACUGAUCGAGCUGUCUAACCCCGGAGCCAGCGGAUCCAUCUUCUAUGUCUCUAGUGAUGACGAGUUCAUCAUCAAGACUGUUCAACACAAAGAGGCAGAGUUCCUCCAGAAACUCCUGCCUGGAUACUUCAUGAAUAUAAACCAAAACAAACGCACUCUGUUACCCAAGUUCUACGGACUAUAUUGUGUUCAGGCAGGGGGCAAGAAUAUCCGUAUUGUAGUGAUGAACAAUCUUCUGCCUCGGAUCAUCCCCAUGCACAUUAAAUACGACCUGAAGGGCUCCACCUAUAAGAGACGAGCUUCCGCUAAGGAGAGAGACAAGGCUGUUCCCACUCACAAAGACCUAGACUUUAUUCAGGACAUGCCUGAUGGCCUGCUGCUGGAAGCAGACAACUACAAUGCCCUGUGCAAGACUAUACAGAGGGACUGCUUGCUCUUGCAGAGUUUCAAGAUCAUGGAUUACAGUCUGUUGAUGGGCAUACACAACAUGGACCAGGCCAGUCGAGAGCGGGAGCGUGGUGUGGGCAAUUCGGGGGACAGCGGGGGGUCGGAGGGAGCAGUGACCCCAGAUCAGCGCCGGCCACAAGCCCAGAGAAGUCUGUACUGUACAGCCAUGGAGUCCAUUCAGGGGGAGGCUCGAGGGAAGGGGGCUUUGGAUUCAGAAGACCACAUGGGCGGUAUUCCAUCUCGUAAUUCUAAAGGAGAAAGGUUGCUGAUCUACAUCGGCAUCAUUGACAUUCUUCAGUCCUACAGGUUUAUUAAGAAGUUGGAGCACUCCUGGAAGGCCUUGGUCCACGAUGGGGACACAGUUUCAGUUCACAGACCUGGCUUCUAUGCAGAUCGUUUCCAGCAAUUCAUGUGCAACACUGUGUUCAAGAAAAUUCCACUAAAACCAUCACCGUCUAAGAAGAGUCGUGGCGGAGGUCAGGGAGGUCUUAGGAGGGCUCCCACUCUGGGAGCUCCCACCCCGCUCUCCCACGCAACAGGACAGUCAGGCGUUGACUCCAGAUUAGUCUACCACAGCCACUUUAAAAGCACAGACUCAGAGGCAGACAGCGGCAUGCAGUCGGGCAGACCAGAUCUUGUUCCGAGGACCCCUCCGCUGUUAGAAAACCCUGCUGACUGUGAGGCCAACCUGUCCACCUCAUCACUAGGCAGCGCAGGAGUUGCCUCCACCUCUCCUCCCCUACGGUCUGUAGGGGUGGAAGUGCACAAAUCAGCAAACACAGACCUUGACCAGGGUUCUUCUCACAGUUUUGGGGCAGAAGGGGAUCGUUCAGGCAACCUGUCUGGAAAUGAAGAUGUAGUUUCCCUCUCAGACAUCAUCCCUGAAACCAACAUUUGCUUUUAAAAACAAACCAGUGCCAUCUAAAGGCGAGGACGUUUCUGGAUGAGGUGAGGCAGGCAGAAGAAAGGAUAAAGAGAGCGAAAGUCACCCAUCCACCAUCCACUAUCCACUGCACCUCUUGUUUUCUCCCCCGUACAGUAUAUACAGGGAUUGCUGGAUGAAGCAGUGAGGUGCAGUGGAGGUUGUGGCAAUGAAGAAAACAGUGGUGGGAAGAUCAAGAAGAAGACGGUGUGUGGUAGGCUUCCCCAGCCACUGUCACUGUGCGCACACAUUUCCCCCCCCCAAUGUCUAAAGGCCAAUUGUCUUUCAUAUAAACCUGGAAAAAAGGCUUAUGACCCUGAAUGGGCAGCUCUUCAGUAGCAGAUUUACAUUGAUUAAACAAAGAGAUUCUGCUGCACCGACAUAAUAAACACAAUAAUUAGUUGUAUAUUGUAAAAAGCCCAUGCCCCAGUCACCAGUGGAUGGUGAAGGCAGUCAAAUUAUCCACGAAGACUUGGCCAUCGUGUCCACUUUACUCAGCAUGAAGCGAUGUGAGAUGGCACAGACAGCAGUUCAGCAGGAACACACACACACACACACCUAAGAGCACAUGAAGGGCAUAGCCGCCUGCAUUUGUAGGAGUGAAUAUUUCCCUGUGUUCAUGCACAGUCUAAGUGGGUUCACAUUUCCGUGAUUCACACUAAUGUUCCCAUUACCGCACAUCCUUUUCCCCUUCUCUUGAGCAGGGGCACUCUGAAGUGGUCAUCAUUUAAAUCAACUCAUGCUGCUGUCGACUCUGCAAUCAUGUAUACAUUUCUUUUUACUGAUUGUGGAUGUACAGUAUUUGUUUGAAAUUGGAUUUUGAAAUAGUGGAAGGAUGGGUUGAAACACCCACAGUCUUUUUUUUUUUUUUUUCCCACAUUUUUGUUUUAAGUUAUUCAGCUGGAAACCACAGUGGUGCUGCAAAGGUCCAGCCAGAUCUUGCCACUACUGAAUGUACAUUGCAAUGUUUUUCUUCUAUAGAAUGUGUCUUACUAACAUGGCAGACCACAUUUGUACAACCCUAAAAAAUCUCCCCCUCUGAUGUGACCAUAUGUGCUAAAGUAUAAAUGAAUACAGAGAAGAAGAGCUGUCCACAGCAUUGCUGGCCAGUAGAUGCUGUUAAAUGAAGUCAUACUGUUGAGCUAAUAGAACAGUAAUAACUCCCAGCUACUGUCAUGUGUCUGUCAUGUCUGUGCCUUUACAUGUUUGUCCCUGACAUGUGAUACGUAACUGACAUUUUUUUUUACAGGUUAGUGUUGUAGUCACACAGAGAAACCUGCCUUAUCACUACAGCUGAAGUCAUCAAAACUGCCAUUUGUAUGUCUGGAACAACCGUCAGUUGUUAGGGGUUAAAAGAAUUUCAGAUUUCAGAGAACACUAGUACAAUCCCUUCUUGGUUCUGUGUGUCCAAUAUUCAGUCACUGUGAUUCAUCAGCUCAGCUAAUCCUUUUAACUCUUCCGACAUCAGACAGUAAGGAUGUUAGUCUCUUAUUAAACAUUUCUGCUGGUUACAGAAAUGACACCCGCCCCCACAUCCACUCUUGGACCAAUAUUACUAACCGUGUGUAUUACUAAUUUUUUUUUACUCAGCUUUUACUCGGCUGUUCAUAAAAAUUGUGCUUUGUUGUUUUUAUCGGAUUGUUUAGGGCACUAAACAAGCUACUGAGGUGGCUGGCAGAGAGGGUCUUUACCCCAUGAAAUAUUUCUGAUACAGAAAUUUGAAUCACUACCAAGUGGCUGUAGCAAAACCCAAGAUCUUAGACAUCAUCUCACCUAAGGAAUUACUGUUUAUUGUUAGGCACAUGUGGUCUAUGCAGCAGAGAGGGAGAAGGGGAAAUGUGAGUUGUAAAUAUCGAAAGAAGGAAAACUACUCAUGUUCAUCAAUGCACAGUUGAGAAUUUAGGACUGAGUCUUCUGUAUUAUAAGCCAGUCACAGCACCAAAGAAAAGAGUUGGGAGUUUCUGUGAGUGUGCAAGAUCCAGUACAGUUAACAUGAAAAUGAAAUGAAACACUCCUGGACUGACGUUGUAUAUGGUAAUAACACUGGGUUGACCUGUGUUUUUAAGGAUCUAUUAUUAAACUGGAUGUUUGCUAGGUAAUUUCACGUCUGAUAAGCUGUAUCUGACCUAGUCCCUGUAAAGAUUUAUUUUUUAUUUAUCAAAAGAAUUGGUUUACAUUGUGGCCUGAGACAUUUCAAGAUUUAACUCCACAUUCCUGUGAAAUCCGAGUUCAAUUUACUACAAAUUGUGGUAGCUCUUAGAACCCAUUAUUUGUGUAGUUGAAAUGAUGUACUUGAUAUGAAUUAUUUCUGGUAUAAUGCUGACAUGUAAAAUAUUGAUUAUGUCAAAAAAGAUCAAUUUUAAAGUUGUGUCAAGUUGGUUGAGAGUCAAACAGCCACCAAAGAAAACACUCCAAGAAAUUCUUCCUCAUUAGAAAAAUUCAGAUUGUUUUGUAACACCUGCAUUUUGUGUUUUUCUUUUUUUCCUUUUCUUUUUAAUGGGUGGUACUGUGUAAUUGCUGGAUACAGACCAGUUCUGUCACAGUUGUUAUGUACUACACCAUGGCACAAACAGAAACAUCAUCCUUCGGUGCUUAAAGGGCGGCGCACUCAGUGUAGACACUACAAUAUAGUUGAAGUAAUGCAAUAUGAACCACAAUCUGCCACCCUUCAGCUCUAAGAAGUAUAUUUAUUAACAUGGUUGAUUGCUGCAGGCUGAAAUGAUAGAAGUUGUAUUAUGUACCUUUUAGAUGAUUGUACGUAUACUGACAGAAGGAUGUCUGAAACUUUAUAGCGUGUAUUGCUUAUGAAGGGGGACAAUGUGACAAUUUCACUUUUUAUAUUUCAUGUUUAGAUUAUGAUAUGAUAGAUUCUCUCCAUGAUGAUUCUGGGUUGUUAAUCUCCCACGCUUUUUCUACAUGAAUGUUUCACACGGCUCGCGAGCCAACGUUGCUGGUUGUCCUAUAUGCUUCAAUUACUAUAUUUUUACUGUGUAUAAAAUGUGUAUAUGUACAUAGGAGUCACGGAAAUGCCUUCUCAUGCAAUAUGUGCUGCCUGUCCCUCCUGCCAUGUUUCAGUUAUGUGGUGGUGAUUGUUUCCAUGUCUGAUUUUAAAGGAUUAAACAUAUUUUCUAAA
Messenger RNA from Morone saxatilis (striped sea-bass), 5023 nucleotides. RefSeq names its product phosphatidylinositol 4-phosphate 5-kinase type-1 alpha-like. The record is from RefSeq and is a predicted model, not a curated record. Gene Ontology annotation, biological process: phosphatidylinositol metabolic process. Bases 40 to 1872 code for a protein of 610 amino acids. The transcript has 17 exons. Lineage: Eukaryota; Metazoa; Chordata; Actinopteri; Moronidae. Gene Ontology annotation, molecular function: phosphatidylinositol kinase activity.